Messenger RNA from Procambarus clarkii (red swamp crayfish), 1690 nucleotides. RefSeq lists its product as uncharacterized. Gene Ontology annotation, cellular component: nucleus. Gene Ontology annotation, biological process: sensory organ development; axon development; positive regulation of transcription by RNA polymerase II. The record is from RefSeq and is a predicted model, not a curated record. Gene Ontology annotation, molecular function: protein dimerization activity; E-box binding; DNA-binding transcription factor activity, RNA polymerase II-specific. NCBI's taxonomy places the organism in Eukaryota, Metazoa, Arthropoda, Malacostraca, Decapoda, Cambaridae.
UUGAACGGGCGGGGCGGCGAGGAGGCGGGUCAGUGUUGCUGCGGCUGUCGGUCGGGGAGUAUGUACAGCUCUCGGCUUCUCCCCCUGCCAUUCCCGCGUGGAAAUUUGGAUUACUACCUAUAGUCCGUUCAAAUCAGGCCGUUUUUGGAACAUCUAGUUUGUUGAAGACUUUGCGAGCAGCUAUCGAACAAGAGCAGAGUUAGAGAUAGAGAUACCAGUUAAGAGCUGCUGUGUUACAUAACAGAGGCCGCAGUGAGUGUGACGAGAGCUGCUGUGUCACACAAGAGGCCACAGCGUGACCAGGAACUGCCGUGUUACACAACAGAGACCGCAGUGAGUGUGACGGUCAGAGUGACAAACAAUGCUGUGUUCGAAGUCACUUGUGAGAAGGAAAGAGUUUCUGUGAUCUCCGCAACACGGGUGAGAAAUGUCACUCAUUACCUCAUGACAUGCGUAUGUGAAUGAUAACAAAAUUAUACUCAUUGUGUGAGGACCGGGCGCUUAGGAAACACCCUAAAACAAGGCGCUAGUGUUACUACUCCCAAGAAUGAAUUGCCGAAGAAAAUGAUAUUGUGCAUUAACUUUCAGUGCACACUUAACUAUUGUGCAACUAUUAUUUCAGUCCACAAUUAACUAUUGUGCACUUGGGCUUAACUUUCACAAGGCUAAGUUAAACACAUGAAAUAAUUCCCCAAAUCGCAAGUAUUAAUGGUCUAUUUGGCUGUGUGUUGGUUGGACUUGAGGUGCUGGAAUUAUUGCCUUGUGAGGCAAUAAUUAAUAAUGAUAAUGGGUGAUAAUGGUGACAGAGAGUAAGGUAAUAGUUAUGGAUGCUCUUAUUCCUACACCAGCGGGACACAGCGGUAAAGUGACUAAGUGUACAGACUCAAACAACAAUAGUGGACGCAGAAGCCCGUCGAGGGCACAGGAGAAGUACAGUCUAAGGCCUCGGUCAGUGGUCAGAAGACUCCAGUUAGGCAGUAGUCGAGAUGGCUUACCUCAGCGGAGCGCAAGGUCUUCCAAGUCGAAGCCUCCGCCGCUGUCGAAGUACCGCAGGAAGACCGCCAACGCCCGGGAGAGACAUCGCAUGAAAGAGAUUAAUGACGCCUUUGAGACUCUUCGAGGCAUCCUGCCGGAAAUCUGCAGCGGUCGUACGGCGGCAGCGAUGACCAAGAUCACGACACUGAGGCUAGCAGUGAGCUACAUCAGGACUCUCUCGCGUAUCCUGCAGGACGGACAUCCAGGAGACAUCUUCGAUGACCUACAUAUCCAUGACGUGACGUUGAAUGACUCCCAGCUGACGUCAAUAUCCGGGGUGGACAUCACCCAACUCUACAGGCCUGAGACGAGUCACAUCACCUCACAUCUUCCUCCUUCAAGAGGUCAAGAAGUCCUGACCUCUUUCACCUUCUCGCCCGUCAGCCGUUCCUUCAGCACCGACAGCGACCUCAGCGACAUUCUCUCCGACGACUCUUGCUGUGUUUUCGAGGACAACCUCCACGCCUUCGACGACAUCCCAGCGCUGCCCGAGGCCGACCCCUUCGCUCUCAUCCUGGCUGCUGAAGGGGAGGCCAUGCUGAUGGGGUCGUAGCCGAAGUACACAACGAGUCGUGUGGCCACCCCACACCUUCCCUCCACACCUGUCAGGACCAGCUGUUAGGAUCCAGCCGUUAACAGUUAUCGAUGCUUCCUC